AUGCCGGCUCGCCGGCUCCCGAAGUGCGUCUCCGACAGGGCGAGGGUGAGCGAGCUCAUCGGGCGGUUCACGGAGGGCAGCGGGGAGCGCGAGGCGCCUGUACACGCGCUCCGCAAGGCGCUGUUCCUCAUCGCGGCGGACUGCAAGGCGUCAUACGCGAGCUUGACGGUGCUGUCCAGCGACCAGGCUUUCUACAUGACGCUCGGCGCCGUGGGCAGCUGCACGCAGGCCGUCUCCCAGCCCGUCGUCGCAUGCCCAGUUGCCGGCUCGGGCGGCUGCCUGGAGGACGCGCUGAGGGCCGCGGGCGAAGCGUCCACCGCCAGCGAGUCGGCCAGCGGCGCCGGCGCGCACGGCGCGUCCCUCAUUUCGUAUGUCGCCCCCGACGCGGCGGCCGGCGCGGGCGCGGGCGCGGGUGCUGGCGGCGCGGCGCAGCCGCCGGCCGACUGGCAACCGCUGGUCAAGGCCGGGCUCAAGGCGCUGUACGGCGUGUGCAUCCGCGGCGGCCCCAAGGAGCAGCUGCUGGGCAUGCUAAACAUGGGGUUCGCCCAGCCGGCGGAGCAGGAGCUCAAGUUGCAUCCGCCUCCUGCGGGCGCCUAG
Monoraphidium neglectum is the source of this 597-nucleotide messenger RNA. RefSeq lists its product as hypothetical. The coding region runs from base 1 to 597 and encodes 198 amino acids. The record is from RefSeq and is a predicted model, not a curated record. NCBI's taxonomy places the organism in Eukaryota, Viridiplantae, Chlorophyta, Chlorophyceae, Sphaeropleales, Selenastraceae. The transcript is spliced from 4 exons.